GUGAGUCACUCUACAAAAAUAAAAUGAAAAACUAAUUCUAAAGGAGACAUUCACAGGGCUAUAAUGACAUUUUAUGGGCACUUCAUAUUGCGGUUCGCGAAACCUUCCUAAAGACUAUACAAACAAAAGCAGAGAAGACGAGCUGGCGACAUUCUUGAAGCAGGGACUACUCUAGAUAUCCACCACUAAACCUAGGCGAAACUGAUGAAUCACCACCGUCGAAUCACCUUCUAGAAAACGUGAGGAAGUCUUCAGGAAACAAUGACUGAUAAGGCAUCUCUAGCUGCAAGUAGCUCAGUGAUGUAGGGAUCUAAGUUCCGCUCUAACCACACCUAAUAAGUUCUGUGACUUGCUGUCACAGAGGAGGGAAAAUGUUCUAUGGUGAAAUUCUCUAAACUAGACUCUCAUAGUCUUAUCGAGUAAAAGGUAAUACAAUAUUCAAAAGAGGAAGCUUGACCAAGAAAAAAAAAUUAGUUUAAAUUAUGCUACUUUUAUAGAGAUUCGUCGAGAGUUCUGCAAACUACAAUUGUAGUUGCUUAUGCAGAGGUUUUGUGAGAGUUUUCAAACUACAAGAUACGACUAAGACUACAUUGAAGAUAAAGGGGAAAAAAGAAAACUUGACCUAAGAUAUAAAUUAUAGACUUCACAUUGUCUCUUGUUUUUCGGACAACCCCUCUUAUGUAUAGCCACGAGAUGGAUAAUGUGAUAGGGUAACAGUGUUGAGAAAUUGUUCUCCCUUUCUUAAACAUCGUUGACAUGACGUGGCUUCGACAUACGAUAAGUAGCAGUUGCUUCCUCAACCACCUAGACACUCCCCGUACUUCGGAAUCGGAAUCGAUACGAAAAUUGGAUAAAGAAGUGGAUAUAAGUAGAAGGACUGUUUUGCAAAGUUGUCAAGAGAUUUUGCAGUAUAUCAGGCAAGAAAUUAAUAAGAGACGUCAGUUCUUAGUUCUCUUUUUGACCCUUUUUUCCCUUUUCUCCUUCAUCAUCCAAACCGCUUCUUUUUCAUUUAGAAGUCCCAGUCGUUUGCCGGCCUCUGCCUGUCUCUCUCUCUCUCUCCUCUGUAUCUUUCACGCGUUCAACGGCAAAAUAUAAAAAAACGGCAAUUGGCAUAUUCUUCCCCUCAGUCCCUCCCUCCAAUUCUGCUCUCAAGCUUUUUUGUUCUUCCUUUUGGCCCACACCCACGCACAAAUAAGAUCCUGCUCCCAGAAAAUCUCUUAACUCUGCCAUACCACCUAACCAAUCUAUAACGUUACAUCCCACCGAGCUUUUCACUUUUUGUGUUUUCCCUUAUACAAAUUCAACAAAACCCACUGCCUUCUUUCUUCGAUCGUUCUUUCCAAGCUUUCCUCUCUCUAUGAUCGUUCCCCACGUCCUAAUUUGAAAAGGGUUGUUUCAGAAUCAUCAAUCUCUUCUCCGCGAAUAAUUCUCUCUGCGCCGCAGAAAAGAAGGAUCCACAUCGUUGCAGUUUACUUGCCGUUUUUUUUGGGUGCUACCCAGGUUGACUUUCUUCUUUUCUGUGGGGGAAAGAUCAAAUUUUUGGGGCAGGGUGAGAAGAGAAAAUGGUGGUGAAGAUGAUGAGGUGGCCACCGUGGCCGCCUGUUUCGUCGAGGAAGCUUGAGGCGAGAAUCGUUGUGCAGAGGCUGGAAGGGCUGAAGCAUGAUGAUGAUGAUCAAUUGGAGAAGAAAACGAAGAGGUUGGUGGUUGAGGUGAAGUGGAAAGGGGAAAAGGGGAUUGCUUUGAGGCCAUUGAGAAGGAACAGGGCUGUGAAGAGGAAUUUGACUCAGGAAUGUGUGGGGUUCUGCGCUGAUGAUGGUGGUGUUGGUUGUUUCCAAUGGAAUGAGGAAUUCACCAAUGUUUGCAGCUUUUCAGGUCAAAAGGACGGCAUGUUUCUCCCCUGGGAGGUUGCGCUUACUGUUUUCAAUGUUACCAGUGAAGAAGGAUCAGAGAACAAAUUGCAGGUCACUGGGACUGCUGUGAUAAACCUUGCAGAAUUUGUUUCAACAGCCACUGAUAAAGAGCUUCAAAUUCAUUUGCCUCUAACACCUCCUACUGCCAGUCCUCCUCAAGGGACUAGCAGUCUUUUGCUUCAUACAUCUCUUGGGUUGACAGAGUUAACAACCGUAGGGCCUCCAUUGCAACAAGUUCAAAGCUCAAUGGUGCCUCUUGAAAGGACAAUCUCUUGUCUGCCAUCCUUGGGACACACCAAUGAGCUUACUGGUCUGAGAGCCCGCCUCAGAAAUGUCAGGCUCUUGCAAGGUGGCGGUAAGAAGAGGCAUUCGUUUGGGGAAGAGACAGUCAAUACUGAUGCAGCAGCAGUGAAUAACAUGUACUCCGAUGGAGGAGAGUCAUUCCGGAAUGAUGAAGCAGCUGCUGAUGGUAGAGAAUUGGAGACAAGGGCUGACAACGGUUCUCAGCCAUCGCCGAAUUAUGCAGUAGCAUUGGCCUACACAAAUUUCGCUCAAGGGUCAGCACUGACAAACAUGAUGAGUGAUGGAGAAGGUGAGGAAUGGUCGGAUUGGAUAUACUUCAACAACAGAAAGCUGGAUUCCGGAGGUGGAUCCUUCCAGUCCGAGCAAUCAUCAGCUGAAUCAAUCUUCCAAGAACAGCCUUUGAAGGAGAGGCUGAAGUCUAGACUCUUCUUGCCUUGGAGGAAAAGGAAACUUGGCUUUGGAUCUUCCAAGGUCAAAGUUAAAGGAGAACCUCUUCUAAAGAAGCAUUAUGGGGAAGAAGGUGGCGAUGACAUUGAUUUUGAUCGCAGACAGUUGAGCUCCUCAUCCUCUGAUGGAUCUAGUUUUGGGGGGAGUAAAUCAGAAGAAUGUUCCACCACAAGCAGAUCAUCAUUCUCUGACUUUGGAGAUAAUGGCUGCUUCUCUGUAGGCAGCUGGGAAGCAAAAGAAGUGGCGAGUCGAGAUGGGAAAAUGAAGCUCCAGGCACAGGUCUUCUUUGCAUCAAUUGAUCAAAGACAUGAACGGGCUGCAGGAGAGAGUGCUUGCACAGCUCUGGUUGCCAUCAUUGCCAACUGGUUACAGUCCAACCAAUAUGAAGAAGUCCCAAUCAAGUCGGAGUUUGAUGACCUGAUCAGGAGCGGAUCACUGCAAUGGAGAAACCUCUGUGAGAAUGAAGAGUACAGACAACGGUUUCCUGACAAACACUUUGAUCUAGAGACCAUCCUUCGGGCGAACAUAUGCCCGCUCUCUGUAGUGCCUGAGAAGUCCUUCGUAGGGUUUUUCCAUCCAGAAGAGCUGGAAGGAGCAGCAGAGAAUUUCAACUUCCUUCAUGGCGCCAUGUCCUUUGACAGCAUCUGGGAGGAAAUCAGCCGUAACAACAGCUUACCUGCUUCUGGUGAGCCUUUCGUCUACAUCGUGAGCUGGAAUGACCAUUUCUUCAUCCUAAAGGUGGAUCUGGAUGCAUACUACAUCAUAGACACUCUAGGGGAGCGGCUUUUUGAAGGAUGCAAUCAAGCAUAUGUCUUGAAGUUUGAUAAGGACACUACAAUUGAGCUUAUUCCAAAACCAACUAAAGCUUCUUUAGACGAAAAAUCCACCACCAAGGACAAGGCACAAUCAACAAACAGCAGCAACUCGCAUGGAGAGAAAAGUGCAGCAGCUCAAGGGACCAUUGCCUCGAACUUAAGUGACACAGAAAAGGCUGAGACGGACAAGAAAAUUGCGUGGCGAGGAAAGGAGGCUUGCAAGGAGUAUAUUAAGAGCUUCCUUGCAGCCAUUCCGAUUAGGGAGUUGCAGGCAGAUAUCAAGAAAGGGUUGAUGGCGUCUACCCCUCUCCAUCACCGCCUGCAGGUGGAGUUCCACUACACUCAACUGACAACUACACAGGCUGCUGCGGUUGGAUUUGUGUCAACUGUUGGCCCAAAGGAUGUUGAGCUUCCAGCAUCAUUAGCUCUCGCUGUCACUGUUGCUUAGAACAUACUCUGUACUCUGCGGAGCUCAAAGAGCUCUGCUAGUUUUAAUCGCCUUUGUACUCUGGUUUCUUUUUUUGAUGUGGUUGAGAUGAAUAAAUCAGAAAUGGUAUAGCAAUUUCGGAUGAAUGGAUACUUUGUAAAUAACUUCAACUUCAAGCAACAAGUGCUGCUCAAUAAUAUCAUAGGACUUGU
Messenger RNA from Linum trigynum, 4114 nucleotides. The record is from the annotation of a GenBank genome assembly. NCBI's taxonomy places the organism in Eukaryota, Viridiplantae, Streptophyta, Magnoliopsida, Malpighiales, Linaceae.